UGAAUGAACCUUUCCUGAGCCCCAUCCAGGUGAGGAUUGUACCAACUGGUAAGGAUCAAACUUCCUACCCAGUUUAGUAGAAAUAACCUGAGGCAUAGUGACCAGAAAAACCUACUUCAAUCCCUAUUCUGCCAACUUACCUUUCUGAGCUUAAUCUGUGAAACAGCAAUUGUUGUGAGAUUUAAAGUGGUUGCUAUGAGAACUAAGUUACACAUCAGUGUCUUUCACAUAUCUAGAACACAGCAAGUCAAGUGUUCUUCCUCCUGCCCUCACAGAUUCAGCUCUAACACCCCUACUCUUUUCUCAUCUUCUCCACUGCCAGCUUGCUUUUUCAGCUAGCUAUUAAGCUAUGACCCAACAAGACUGGAGGCUCAGGCUCUCCCUCUACCUAUGCUGUAUGAGGCUGGAAGUAAAGUUGAAGGUCUACAGGGGACUAGAAAAGGCGUUGCUUGUGAGGUCAGGAACAAUUUGAUCUUCACUCUUCUAGAAUCUUCCCUCCUUGAGUCCUAUAACACUGUUUACUAGGCCUUCACCCAGCACUUUUAAUUUCCCUGUUUCUGUAUUCUUCUGUGGCUCCUAGGUUCAGUCCUGGGUCUUUUGAUCUUCUGUUUACCUAUACAGGAAUAAUCAACAAUUCAGUAGCCUCAUAUUGUUAAAUUAUCCAACUGCUAGCCUAGUAUUGCCAAUUGUCCACUAGGUCCUCUAGUCACCUUAAUCUCAAUCAAAAUUCAUAUUCUGCCAUCAGUCUAUCUUUCCCCUUCAAUGCCAACAGUACAACCCAUCUAAAGGUUCAGGUAAUACUUCGAACUCAUGUUCUUCUGUCCCUUAUUCCUGAGUGCAGGUAUAAAACAGAGACUUCAGGUCAGUCUAACCCAGACUCAUUUAAGUUCCAGCUCCAUCAAUCACUUUCUAGCUGUGUGAAUUCAGGCAAGGUAGUUAACCUCUCUGAGCUUGUUUCUAUAGGUAUGAAACAGGCAUAUUUUAAAAAAUCUAGAUCAAGUCUUAUAGGGAAUAGAUGGCCCAUAAACAGUUGCUAGAUUGGUGUUGCUAAUACCUUUGAAAUUCUACUACCUUAAUAACUCAGAUCUUUACCACCCCAGACCAGGAUUCCUUCCACGACCUAUUUGCUUCCAAGUUUAUCCUCCUUAAUCCAUUCUGCAUAAUUGCAAGGUUAGUUUCCCUAAAAAGCUGUUUCCAGUUUCAGCAUAGCAUAGGUUUUCCUUGUACUCUCAGAAUCAAAUUUCCACUCCCAGGUUAGCACUGCUAGGACUCCAUGCCUGUUUGGGCCCAGUGGUCUCAGAGCUUCCCCAAUCCAUCUUCCCUGACAUCCAACAAACACAGCAUGUCUAUUUCCUUUUGCUUACAUAGGCAUCUUUCUGGAUGUCCUUCCUUAAGUUUGACUUCACCAGCACACUCUGGUCUCUCCUUCCCUUCUCAGGUGCUGAGCACAUAGGAAAUACUCAGCCAAUGCUUACUGGGUUAAAGUAAGGAUGGACAGUCCUCUAUCUCUAUUUUCACUAAAGGUUUUUCCAGGGAAGGGGUGGUGAGACAGCAGAUUAUUGAGAUGAGAAAGACUGCACCAGGGAGGGGAGACAAGAGGAACAGAGUACUCAUGGGAUAUGGGACUGACCAAGCCCCCAUCCCUAGGGGAAGGCAGGAAAGAACAUCUGAGCUAAUAUAAUGGUCAUCCUGUCUUUUGGGCUGAACAGUCAAUCACAGGAGCAAAGAAAAAGAGGAACAAACCUGUCAUCCUUGGGUGGGGGAGAGGGCAUGGUUCACUGAGAAGGGGGUGGCCUUUCUAGAGGGAAUACAGGAGGCAGUGAUGAGGAUAAGGUGGCCGUCCCAUGAGCCCUAUCCCAAGGGGGUACUAGAGAUACAAUUGGUCACCCAUGGGAUCUAUGGGGAUGGAUGGAUAUUCUCUAGGGUCAAGAGGGGGGAUACCAUUGCAGCAGACUCAUUGAAGUGGGAGCAGGCCUGUUUGUAUUAAGGAGAAGAAGCAUUCCAGGAGUGAUGGGGAAAGAGUGUUGUCUCCUUGGGCAGCAGGAGAGGGCUGCCAACCCUCAGGGCAAAAGGAGGGGAGGCCAUUCCCAGAAAUCACUGGGGCAAAACCCAUUAUCUCUGGGCCCCAUGUGGGCACAGAGGUCUGGUUCUCUGGCUAAGGAGAAGGAGCAAACAUCCCAUGGGGGAAAGAGGUAGGGGUGGCCAUCACUAGAUGCUGGGGAGCAAGCUUGGCCUCAUUAAAGGACCUCAGAAACCAUCCCCAGUGUUGAUAGGAACGGACAGUCUGUUUCUCCCUGUCAGGGAGCGAGAGGGUGGUGGAAAUGGACCAAUCAUCCCAAGGGGCCAAUGGGGAUAAGAUUGGUUACCCUUCAAGGAUGAUGGGAUGGAGCAGACAUCUUCCAGAACAGAGGGGGAGAGGACGGCCAUCUCAAGGGAAGGGGAUAGGCAGAGAGGGUCUAUCCUCGCUGAGGUGACAGAUUUGCUGUCUCCUGGUUCCAUUGGGGAAGAAGAGAAUGGUCUCCCAAGCUAAGGGAACGAAGUGGCCCCAAAGCAGGGCCGUUACCCAGAGCUUGCAGGUCCUGGGAUCUGCCGGGCGGGUAGUUUCCGCCAGGCGGUAAGUGCCGGGCGUGCAGUCUGACAGCCCCUCCCCAAAGCUCCGGACCCCGAGGGCGGAGCAAGUCCGGAGCUAGGCCUGGGGACCGCUUCCUCUCACCUCCAGGGGCAGCAACUCCGCCAUCGCAUCUCAGCCGCCUCCGCCCCCGCGCAAGGCUUUCUGGGAAGUGUAGUCCCGCAGAGUACGGGGAGGGGCUUGAGAAGGAAGUGGAUUCCACUUCCGGCCAAGAUUCUGACGUCUUUGGUCUGCACCGGAAGUGUAUGGGCUGCCGAUGUGGUACUUACAGACUGCUGUUUCAGUUGCUCGCUCUUGUUUUCCCUGCUCCGUGUUUGCUUCGCACCAUGGCGUUCUAUACAGGCUUGGAGAAGGGUGGAGAUCCCAGGAACUGUUAGGUUUGAGCACAACGAAGACCUCGCUGAGGUGUAGGUGGAAUUCCGGUAGCUCACCAGGCUGGUGUAGGAAGUGAGGACCGUGGCUAAGAAGAGGUCUGACAGCAUCUCAUCAUUACUCUGCAGCCCAAGGGCAAAGUGGGCACGAGAGGGAAGAAGCAGAUAUUUGAAGAGAACAGAGAGACCCUGAAGUUCUACUUGCGGAUCAUAUUGGGGGCCAAUGCCAUUUAUUGCCUUGUAACCUUGGUCUUCUUCUACUCAUCUGCCUCAUUUUGGGCCUGGAUGGCCCUGGGCUUUAGUUUGGCAGUAUAUGGGGCCAGUUACCACUCUAUGAGUUCGAUGGCUCGGGCAGCCUUCUCUGAGGAUGGUGCCUUGAUGGAUGGUGGCAUGGACCUCAACAUGGAGCAGGGCAUGGCAGAGCACCUUAAGGAUGUGAUCCUACUGACAGCCAUUGUGCAGGUGCUGAGCUGCUUCUCCCUGUAUAUGUGGUCCUUCUGGCUUCUGGCUCCUGGCCGGGCCCUUUACCUCCUGUGGGUAAAUGUGCUGGGCCCCUGGUUCACGGCAGACAGUGGAACCCCAGCACCAGAGCACAAUGAGAAACGGCAGCGCCGACAGGAGCGGAGGCAGAUGAAGCGGUUGUAGCCAUUGACUUUAUAGCCACAGGCUGUUGGGCACUGGUUGGCUCUCUCAGGAUGCAUGGCCCCAUGCCUGGUGCAAUGAGGGUCUAGUCCAGGGGCCAAAAGCAGCCUGAGGUAUAGAAUUGUUUAAUAAAUGGCUUAGAAUGUGGA
Messenger RNA from Castor canadensis (American beaver), 3791 nucleotides. The record is from RefSeq and is a predicted model, not a curated record. Lineage: Eukaryota; Metazoa; Chordata; Mammalia; Rodentia; Castoridae.